Mandrillus leucophaeus (drill) is the source of this 1924-nucleotide messenger RNA. It is a transcript of the gene HNRNPL, whose product is annotated as heterogeneous nuclear ribonucleoprotein L. Gene Ontology annotation, molecular function: mRNA binding. The coding region runs from base 13 to 1569 and encodes 518 amino acids. Gene Ontology annotation, biological process: mRNA processing; regulation of RNA splicing. The record is from RefSeq and is a predicted model, not a curated record. Gene Ontology annotation, cellular component: nucleus. The transcript has 13 exons. Lineage: Eukaryota; Metazoa; Chordata; Mammalia; Primates; Cercopithecidae.
UUCGCUGGCCCCAUGCGCAGGCGCAGUUCUCCCGCCCGGCCUCGUGGGCGGUUGGGGGAGCGCCUCGAGAACUACGAUGACCCGCACAAAACCCCUGCCUCCCCAGUUGUCCACAUCAGGGGCCUGAUUGACGGUGUGGUGGAAGCUGACCUUGUGGAGGCCUUGCAGGAGUUUGGACCCAUCAGCUAUGUGGUGGUAAUGCCUAAAAAGAGACAAGCACUGGUGGAGUUUGAAGAUGUGUUGGGGGCUUGCAACGCAGUGAACUACGCAGCCGACAACCAAAUAUACAUUGCCGGUCACCCAGCUUUUGUCAACUACUCUACCAGCCAGAAGAUCUCCCGCCCCGGGGACUCGGAUGACUCCCGGAGCGUGAACAGUGUGCUUCUCUUUACCAUCCUGAACCCCAUUUAUUCGAUCACCACGGAUGUUCUUUACACUAUCUGUAAUCCUUGUGGCCCUGUCCAGAGAAUUGUCAUUUUCAGGAAGAAUGGAGUUCAGGCGAUGGUGGAAUUUGACUCUGUUCAAAGUGCCCAGCGGGCCAAAGCCUCUCUCAAUGGGGCUGAUAUCUAUUCUGGCUGUUGCACUCUGAAGAUCGAAUAUGCAAAGCCUACACGCUUGAAUGUGUUCAAGAAUGAUCAGGAUACUUGGGACUACACAAACCCCAAUCUCAGUGGACAAGGUGACCCUGGCAGCAACCCCAACAAACGCCAGAGGCAGCCCCCUCUCCUGGGAGAUCACCCCGCAGAAUAUGGAGGGCCCCACGGUGGGUACCACAGCCAUUACCAUGAUGAGGGCUACGGGCCUCCCCCACCUCACUACGAAGGGAGAAGGAUGGGUCCACCAGUGGGGGGUCACCGUCGGGGCCCAAGUCGCUACGGCCCCCAGUAUGGGCACCCCCCACCCCCUCCCCCACCACCCGAGUAUGGCCCUCACGCCGACAGCCCUGUGCUCAUGGUCUAUGGCUUGGAUCAGUCUAAGAUGAACUGUGAUCGAGUCUUCAAUGUCUUCUGCUUGUAUGGCAAUGUGGAGAAGGUGAAAUUCAUGAAAAGCAAGCCAGGGGCCGCCAUGGUGGAGAUGGCUGAUGGCUACGCUGUGGACCGGGCCAUUACCCACCUCAACAACAACUUUAUGUUUGGGCAGAAGCUGAAUGUCUGUGUCUCCAAGCAGCCAGCCAUCAUGCCCGGUCAGUCAUACGGGUUGGAAGAUGGGUCUUGCAGUUACAAAGACUUCAGUGAGUCCCGGAACAAUCGGUUCUCCACCCCAGAGCAGGCAGCCAAGAACCGCAUCCAGCACCCCAGCAAUGUGCUGCACUUCUUCAACGCCCCGCUGGAGGUGACCGAGGAGAACUUCUUUGAGAUCUGCGAUGAGCUGGGAGUGAAGCGGCCAUCUUCUGUGAAAGUUUUCUCAGGCAAAAGUGAGCGCAGCUCCUCUGGACUGCUGGAGUGGGAAUCCAAGAGCGAUGCCCUGGAGACGCUGGGCUUCCUGAACCAUUACCAGAUGAAAAACCCAAAUGGUCCAUACCCUUACACUCUGAAGUUGUGUUUCUCCACCGCUCAGCACGCCUCUUAAUUAGGUGCCUAGGAAGAGUCCCAUCUGAGCAGGAAGGCAUUUCUCUUUCCUUUAUGCCAUUUUUUGUUUUUUGUUUUUGUUAUUUGCAAAAGAUCUUGUAUUCCUUUUUUGGUUUUGUUUUGUUUUUUUAAUGCUAGGUUCUUAGAGGCUUAACCUUAAUGGAAACGCUGAAAGUCUGCAGGGGGAGGGAGAGGGGAACUGAUAUCUCCCAAGAUUAACCUUCACUUUUAAAAAAUUACUGUACAUGUGAUUUUUUUUUUUUUCUUUUUCCUGUUCAUUCAUUUGUGCUGCCCAUGUACUCUUGGCACACACAUUUCAAUAAAAUUGUUUGGAAAAUAAACACAGCACUUGCUGG